AUGACUCCAAUGCUCGUGAGAUCUCUAGGAUUAGCCACAUCUGCUAGCUCUGUGGCAACGGCUAUUGCUACUAAGCGUCUUCUUAGCACUUCAAUAAGAGCAAUGCACGCACAGUCGGCAGCCCAAAGUAAGGGUAAUGGUAAAAAUGGCACCUGGGCUACUUUUGCGGAAUACAGAGAGGCCAUUAUUAAAAGGGACCCUGUUACGAUGGAAACCAGAAAUAACAUCAUGGCUCCACACAGCAGACUUGUCAAUGAGCCCGAGGGUGAGAAGGUUGAGGAGAAGAGCUUUAAGGAUCUGGCAAAGAGGGUUGCGUACUGA
Brettanomyces bruxellensis is the source of this 321-nucleotide messenger RNA. RefSeq lists its product as uncharacterized. The transcript has a single exon. The record is from RefSeq and is a predicted model, not a curated record. The coding region runs from base 1 to 321 and encodes 106 amino acids. NCBI's taxonomy places the organism in Eukaryota, Fungi, Ascomycota, Pichiomycetes, Pichiales, Pichiaceae.